AAAACACACACACAUCCACCGUUUUCUUGAAAAAUACUAACUACUAACAGAUAACAAUAAGAAUAAGAAGAAGAAUUGAAAAUUGUUUGAUUUUGUUGUUUAUGAGUAUUAACAGAGAUGAUAGCUUACACUGUUUCUCCUGCUCUCUUCUCACCGCCAUUAACUAGGGUUUCUAUAUUCUUCCACUCUUCUUCUUUAUCGUUUCCAUCACUCAAGUCCAGGUCUAUUUGUCCUUGUUUCUUUUCCUCUUCUUCUUCUUCUCCGUCUCCUCUCAACGCUAAUCCAAUCCCUCAACUUAUUAACCACGACGGCGAUGAUAAAGAAUCUCUUCUUUCUUCUCCGCAUAAUGUGAACCCGAAGAAGGAUAGUAAUACUAAUAAGCCUACUUUUCUUGAUGCUACAACUGAACAAGAGUUGCUGACCGGAAUUAGGGAGGAAGCAGAGGCUGGAAGAUUGCCUUUAAAUGUUGCAGCAGGGAUGGAAGUUCUUCUACAGAAUUAUAGAAAUGCAGUUUUUCAAAGUGGAAUUUCAAAUGCAGAAGAGAUUAUAGUGUCAAAUAUGGCUGUUGCAUUGGAUCGAAUGUUAAUGGAUGUUGAGGAUCCUUUUGUCUUUUCAUCUUUUCACAAAGCAUUGAGAGAACCUUUUGACUACUAUAAUUUUGGUCAAAAUUAUAUCCGUCCCCUGCUUGAUUUUAGGAACUCAUAUGUUGGCAAUGUUUCCAUUUUCCAUGAAGUGGAAGAAAAGCUUGAGCAGGGACACAAUAUUAUAUUGAUGUCAAACCACCAAACUGAAGCAGAUCCAGCUGUCAUUGCGUUGUUGCUUGAAAAAACAUACCCUCGCAUUGCUGAGAACCUGAUAUACAUAGCAGGUGAUAGAGUUGUGACAGAUCCUCUAUGCAAGCCAUUCAGCAUGGGAAGGAAUCUCAUCUGUGUAUACUCGAAAAAGCACAUGGGUGAUGAUCCUAAGCUUACUAAGAUGAAGAGAAAAGCGAACAUUCGAAGUUUAAAGGAGAUGGCCAUGAUUUUAAGGGAUGGGUCACGAAUUAUUUGGAUUGCUCCUAGUGGUGGAAGGGACCGCCCAGAUUCUUUGACAGGAGAAUGGUUUCCUGCGUACUUUGAUGCUUCAACAGUGGACAACAUGAGAAGGCUUACUGAACAUUCUGGUGUUCCGGGACAUAUAUAUCCAUUAGCAUUGUUAUGCCAUGACAUUAUGCCUCCUCCAGCUGAGGUGCAAAAGGAAAUUGGAGAAAGAAGAGUGAUCUCCUAUCAUGGAACUGGAUUCUCAAUCGCGCCGAAAAUGAGUUUCUCUGAAAUUGCUGCUGCUUGUGAAAAUCAUGAGGAGGCUGCGGAGGCGUAUGCACAGUUUUUAUACGGUUCUGUGGCUGAGCAAUACAAUGUGCUUAAAUCUGCAAUACAUGGCAAACGAGGACUGGCUGCAUCAACUUCUAGAGUCUUACUGUCACAACCAUGGAAUUAGUUAACCUCUAUAUGCUUAAUUAGCCAAAAGAUGAAGCGCUAUGCAGUAGCUUGAUAGCUGAAUUGAUGACCAUAGAGGAGCUCUUGAAGGAGUUAGGCAUGUACAGAUAAUUCCUAGUAAGUCGAAAGUUUCUACGAUAAUGUGUAUAUUCAUUCAAAGUUUUUAUAUUUGUAUGGGAUCACAUCUUUUGAGCCAAUUGCUUAAUAGGUAUUCUUUUAGUCUUACAAUUUCUUAUGAGAUUAAGAGGAUAUGCAGGAACAUUGGUUUUUCUUCCGAUUUAGGUUCUGGUUGUUUUAGAAAAGAGAUUUUGUUCUUUC
Mercurialis annua (annual mercury) is the source of this 1793-nucleotide messenger RNA. Its product is annotated as glycerol-3-phosphate acyltransferase ATS12, chloroplastic. The record is from RefSeq and is a predicted model, not a curated record. Bases 118 to 1476 code for a protein of 452 amino acids. Gene Ontology annotation, molecular function: glycerol-3-phosphate O-acyltransferase activity. The transcript has 13 exons. NCBI's taxonomy places the organism in Eukaryota, Viridiplantae, Streptophyta, Magnoliopsida, Malpighiales, Euphorbiaceae. Gene Ontology annotation, biological process: glycerophospholipid metabolic process.